AUACUAGAUCGAUCCUUUUGUAACCGAGCAAUGCUAUCCUACGCCUAACUAGUUACACGUCUUUCCAUGCGCCAUGUCUCCCACACAUAGACCGCACACACCGUCGUUUCUUUCUCUUAUUUACUCAUCCAACAUACAAACCAACCAUCAAAAUACAAUCUUUUUACCUUCAAUCUCGUCUUUUCGAUCGGUUUCUUCAUAAUCCUUCAUACCCACAUCAAUCAAGAUUCUCCCCACACAAUUGUUCAAUCAAAGAUACGCUAUCUAACGCUUUUUGAGGGGGGAGAGUAUCCACUCGUGCAUGGAAAAAGAUGCCUGAUUUGAGACGUGGAGUUCGCCAGUCUAAAAAGCCCGUUAACGUUGAUAACGCUGACGCUGACGCUGACGUAAUUGUAGUCCCCACUGCUCGUCGUGGAACCCGCAGAGGUAAAGCUCAGGCACCAAAAGCACCAAUGCCGAGACCAGCUGGCAGAGGCCGAGGGGGUAGAGGUAUGGUUAAUCAAAAUAAUAAUGUUGAACUUAUCGGUGGACGUGGGCCCCAGCUGAAUUUGGAUGUCGCACUGCGCGAUCAAUUGGUUGUCGGUAAUGUUGCUGAAAAUUUGGUGGCUGAUUGUGAAGAGGAAGGAAGCACGAGCCCGGUUCCCGAAAGGGUGCAGGUUGGCAAUUCUCCUACAUACAUGUUAGAAAGAAAGUUAGGUAAAGGAGGCUUUGGUCAAGUUUACGUUGGUAGAAGGGUGACAGGUGGCUCAGGAAACACGGGCCCCGACGCUCUCGAGGUUGCUUUGAAAUUGGAGCAUCGGAAUGGAAAGGGAUGUAAUUAUGGUCCUCCUUACGAGUGGCAAGUUUAUAGUGCUCUUAAUGGUUGUUAUGGGCUUCCAAUGGUCUAUCACAAAGGCCGUCACGGAGACUAUUAUAUCCUCGUUAUGGACAAGCUAGGCCCAAGUUUGUGGGACGUUUGGAACUCUAGCAACCAAACUCUCCCAGAAGAAAUGGUUGCAUGUAUAGCAGUGGAAUCUUUAUCGAUAUUAGAGCAGUUUCACUUAAGAGGUUUUGUUCAUGGAGACAUAAAGCCGGAAAAUUUCUUACUUGGUCCACCUGGGACAGCCAACGAGAAAAAGUUAUAUUUGGUCGAUCUCGGUUUAGCUUCAAAGUGGAGGGAUACGUCUUCGGGUAAUCAUGUUGAUUAUGACCAAAAGCCCGAUGUUUUCAGGGGAACAGUACGUUACGCAAGUGUACAUGCUCAUUUAGGAAGGACGGGAAGCAGAAGAGAUGACCUUGAGUCGUUAGCGUAUACGUUAAUAUUUCUCCUUAAAGGAAAACUUCCUUGGCAAGGUUUCACUGGCGAUAACAAAGGGUUCCUUGUUUGUAAAAAGAAGAUGGCAACGUCUCCUGAUAAUCUUUGUUAUUUUUGUCCGUCGCCUUUCAAACAGUUUCUUGAAAUGGUGACAAAUAUGAGAUUUGAUGAAGAACCUAAUUACUCGAAGCUUAUUGCGUUGUUCGAAAAUUGCUUUGUUUCUAGUGCAUCAUUGCGCCCAAUAAGAAUAGACGGUGCCCUAAAGGUGGGACAAAAGAGGGGAAGGAUGAUUAGUAAUUUGGAAGACACUCAGCCUCGGAAGAAACUUAGGCUCGGGACUCCGACUAAUCAGUGGAUAACUGUUUAUACAUCGAGAACACCUAUGAAACAAAGGUAUCAUUACAAUGUUACGGAUGCAAGACUACAUCAACAUGUAGAACAAGGGAAGAAUGAUGGGAUCUACAUUAGCUCUGUAGCAUCCGCCAAGAAUUUUUGGGCUGUCAUUAUGGAUGCAGGGACAGGGUUCACUUCACAAGUUCACGAAAUUUCCCCUGUUUUUUUACGCAAGGAAUGGAUAAUGGAACAAUGGGAGAAGAAUUAUUACAUUACGUCGCUCGCAGGUGCACAAAACGGUAAUGCCUUGGUUGUAAUGUCCAGGGGGACACCGUAUACACAACAAUCAUAUAAAGUAAGCGAUGUGUUUCCGUUCAAAUGGAUCAACAAGAAAUGGAAGGAGGGCUUUCUGGUCACUUCAAUGACCACUGCAGGGAAUAAAUGGGGCAUUGUGAUGUCUCGUGAUUCAAGCUAUACUACCCAGGUGGUGGAACUCGAUUUUCUGUAUCCUAGUGAAGGAAUACAUAGGAGAUGGGAAAACGGUUACCGUAUUACAUCAGCUGCCGCUAAUGAGGAUCAAGCGGCUUUCAUUCUUAGUGCAUCAAAAAGGAGAUCGCAAGAUUUUGCUCAAGAAACACUUAGAACGACCGAUUUUCCUUCUACCCAUGUUAAGGAAAAAUGGGCAAAGAAUUUGUACAUAGCAUCCAUAUGUUAUGGAAGAACUAUGUCUUGAAGCUCGCAGGUUCUUAUUGGGUGGUCGUUGACUGCAUAGACUUAGCGUUACGCCCUUCCGAGAAGAGUCUGCAAAAUCUGCUUAAAAUGAUGUUUGUUUAGCCUCCCCGCACAAUUUUCUUGAAAAAAUGGUGACUAGAAAUGUCGAAAAGAUAUCAACAGUUCUAAACCGUUCGUUCAACAAACGAAGCCAAGUAACUUAUAAAAAUCUUGGUAGUGAACAAAAAAAGCCUUUUUUUUUUUUUUUGUGGCAUCCCUGCCUUUUGGGUUUGGUGGUGUUUUGUAGUGGUGUAUAUCUGAUAAACUAAUAUGUCUAAAUAUGAGAUGUUUAAUGGUUUGAACUUUGAACUAGUCAGGUUUUGGGAAACUCUUAAGGUGUGAACUUUAAUUUAUAUUUAUAAAAAAGAAAAAGAUUUAGAAAA
Molecule: messenger RNA, 2781 nt
Organism: Helianthus annuus (common sunflower)
Lineage: Eukaryota; Viridiplantae; Streptophyta; Magnoliopsida; Asterales; Asteraceae
Product: casein kinase 1-like protein HD16
Exons: 18
Coding region: 312-2360 (682 amino acids)
Biological process (GO): signal transduction; peptidyl-serine phosphorylation; endocytosis
Cellular component (GO): cytoplasm; nucleus
Molecular function (GO): protein serine/threonine kinase activity; ATP binding
Source: RefSeq, a predicted model, not a curated record